Porites evermanni is the source of this 9859-nucleotide messenger RNA. Lineage: Eukaryota; Metazoa; Cnidaria; Anthozoa; Scleractinia; Poritidae. The record is from the annotation of a GenBank genome assembly.
GUGCUAAUUUCCCCGGCCGGACGUGCACUUUGUCAUUCAAGACGAUAGCCAAGCGAAAUUAAACGUCUAACAGAGUUAUAGGUGGGCAAUUUUCAAGGAAAAUGUCUUCCUUAUAUUCACGGCUACCCAAGUUAUUACGCUGCGUAACUCGACGAGGAUUUCUAUCGCAAACGAGGUACAUUUUCGCACUCAAAGACGCGCGUGAGGAAAUAUGGUUCCGAAAACAAGGUGGGUUGAAAUAAUGUCCUUUUUGCGUUCUUUUUUUCUUACUGAUGCGAAUUGUGGGUUUAUUUCCAGUAUGAAAUUCGAUAAAAACGAUCAAGUGAGCUAUGGUUGACUAAAAUCUUAAAUAAUAAGCAAAGCUCAAGCUGAAGCCUGCUUUUUAUAUUAUGUGCUAUAAAUAAUAGUCUUAUGUAUUUUGACAUCAGUUUUCUAUUUCUUCCCUCAGAUCGAAGUUAUUAUACAUAUUCUUCUGAGCCGUUUCAUCCACUUCCCGGUAGAACUCCAGCUUGGAAAUCACCUUAUGAAGCUAUGGAAGUUAUCCAAUCAGGUCACUAAUUAUAUUUUUGAACAAGCUACAGCAGGUCUAGUUUCCAUUUUAGUGAUGCGAAGUUUGCAGCGAAUCUUAUCACGAUCAUUUGAAAGCAUUAAUUUUCUUAACGCUAGCUAGAGCAGUGUGGUAAAAAUAUAACUGACAGGUCAUAGGAUCAUUAUUUCGUAAAAUUCUAAAACAUAUUAAUUUACCUGUGUUAAACCUGCGCUCUGCCAGUGUUUUGUGAAAGGACUGGGGUGGGGUGGGGGCAUUAUGGCUAGGGCUAGGGCUAGGCUUGGGGUCAGGCAUAGUGGGUAAACCCCAAAUAAUACAAGCUUUCACUCUAUAACAGUGUGAGAAAUCAGUUUGUGUCUGUACAGUGAGGAGAGUUGGUUGUAGACUUGAUGUAUUCAAAAUGUUGAUUAUAUUUAAUAGAUAUUAGCAUGUUGUAAAUUUUUGAAUUAUUAUUAUUAUUAUUAUUAUUAUUAUUAUUAUUAUUAUUAUUAUUAUUAUUAUUAGAUUGAUAGUGUUAGUUAGUGGCAUUAGAGUAAAAGUAGAUUUAUGGAAAUUUAUGAUGUGUAGCACUUUUUGUUGGAAUUAAUUCAAUUCAAGGCCAACAAUAAAAAAAAUAAAUAAAUAAAUGAAUAAAAUUGUUAAAAGUUUCAGAUGAAACAUUAAUGAAAUGGAAACAGCAAAUUAAAGGAAAUUUUUGUAACCUCUGACAAUUUUUUUGGGAGAUAUCUUCCAGUUUUCAAUCGGUCUGGCUAAAUCCCUACAGAUCCCUUUAACCAAAUCGCCCUUGCGACUUUUGCUGAAAAACGCGUUUUAAAGCUAAUCAAGCAAUUUUCAGGUUGUACGCUUUUUAGCCUUUCGAUUCAGAAGCAAAACAUUAGCUUUCGAAGCUCAGGAAUACACAGAAAGCAAAAUUUCAAAAUAGUUUUUAGGUUUAAAAGUGUCUCAGCAGUCUUUACUUUUUCUUUUCAUUUUUUCUUUCACUUUUCUUGCCUCAUUUGUUUUUCUUUUGCUGGGCAUUUAGUAGGCUUCACUUUUGGUUAAAAGGUUUUGGGAGAGCUUUUAGAAUCUUAGGAUUAGGUGAAAGGAAAAGGUGGGUAUAGAGGAACAACUUAGAUUUUCACGGAAAGUUUCAGAUCAAUGUUUUUUGCCUUUUUCUCUGGCCUCCUAGACUGAGUCGUGCUUAUUCUGGUAUGGUUUGAAAGAUCUCUUCACCCUGCACAAGUUAACGGACAAAGUUGUCCCUAAUUGUUAAAGUCACAAAUGGUAGAAGGGAUGUGGAUCCACACGGGUGGUUACAGGCAAUUCAGGGGCGAAUGGGUUAAUACUGAAACCUGCUUGCAUGUACUUACUUUGAUGGAUCGAAGUUAUUGUGCAAGUACCUUAUAAGUAUGAAAAAGCACUUUCUAUGUCUUUUAAAAAAUUAAUGUUAUAUCUUAUCACAUUUCUCUCUUUAGGAAUGAAAGUAUUCGUCCAUGGAGGUGCUGCUACUCCUCUUCCAUUACUUGAUGCUUUGGCUAAGAGAGGGCAAGAAGCCCAGUUAAAGAAUGUAGAACUGAUCCAUAUCCACACAGAGGCACAUGACAAGGUGGUAUCACCUGAAUUUGAAGGUAAUUAAGGCCUGUUGACAUCUGCUAAAACAGUUUCACAGGGUAUGAGAAGCUAGUCAGGUUGGUCUUGAGUUACUGUUAAUCAGAAUUCAAUGGUGGGUUUGAUUUCUACUUCAGAUCAUGAAUGAAGGUGUUUAAGUUUUGAAAGAAAUUGUUGUGCUAUAUUAGUCAAGGAGUUACAUGUAAACACAAAAAUUUGGUUUUACAGAGUUUCUAACCCUCAAGAGGCAAAAUCUUGAGAUUCUGAACCUAGAGAUGGGAAAAGCCGUGAGAAGGGGGGGGGGGGGGGGAGCCUAGGGUAACCAUGAAAGUUCAACGCAGGUGAUGGAAGUCCUGAGAUAACUCAGAGACUUCCAGCAGGGAUUAUGGGUGUAAUAGAAGUCUUGUAUCUCAUUUUAAAGCUGGAACAGUAAACAUCACAAGCAAUCUUCUUUGUUGCUUCUGCCAUGUACACAAGCGCAUUGAGGAUAGAAAUGCGCUUAAUAAGAAUCUAUUUUAUUAUUAUUAUUAUUAUUUAUUAUUAUUAUUAUUUGUUGGCAGUGAUCUUGAAAUGAAAGAUUUAGGUUUAUUUUAAUAGUGAGUUUGCAGAUUUGGUGGCAGCAGUAAUUAAUACAGCUAGUGGAACCCUGUUAAUAUGGUCACCAAGAAUGGGUCCACUUAAAAAAUUGGGCUGUAUUAAUAGGGUGGUAGUAUUACCAUGGCCAGGGUAGGGUCAGAUUUUAUAACCUGAGGGCUGUAAUAACAAAUACAUCAUACAUUGCAUUUGCACUUCUUGAACCACUAAUAAUUACAAAAACUUUUUGAAACUUUCCUGCGGUACUUAAAGCACUUUUAAAAAUCGGUUAUUUAACUGCCACAACUAAAGUGCUUGUGACGUGUCAAUUUCAUUGACCUGGUAAGGUGAGCCUGAUCUUUCGAUUAUCUCGUACUUGUACUGUUUUUAGACUACAGUACACUUGAAAUGUAAGAUAGUCAAAAGAUCAGGCUCACCUUAUUACUAGGUCAAUAAAAUUGACAUGUCACAAGCAUUCUAAUUUUCUACAUUGUGAGUUUAGAAAGAUUUACCGUACUAAUGGGGUAAAAUUGUAAAAGAUUCUACUGUUUGGGUAUUCAAAAUGUGGCUGUUGGCCAUUUAAAUGCAUCAAUAAGGGUUUUUAGAUACAGAUUAUGGCUGCUUUGCUGGGCUUAAAAAAGUGGCUGUAAAAUUGAGGUGACCAUUUUAACGAGGUGGCCAUGAGGUGGGUAUCACGGUAUAAGUGGCAGUAGAAUUCGCGGUAGGCUGAAGACAUGGCUGAAAAAAUAAUGUAAACAAUGCACCAAGUUGCCAAUGAACAGUGUUCUUACCAGACCAUGGCAUUGUGGCAUCGCUGCACUUUUUCGGAAAAUGCCGCUCUCUAUAAUUAUUGUAUAGCCCAGGGGUCCCAAGGGAGCAAAGAAGAAAUCAUUUCCUUACAAUAUAAGCCAAAAUUUUAUUGGUUAUUCGCCUCGUAAGAAAACACCCAUCAUUCUCUGAGAAAGCGGUAUGAGGUAUUUACUCUAACUCAGACCUGUGAAAAUGUUGAGUUAACUCUAUCUAAAAUUGUGACCUGCUUUUCUCCCUCAUGAACCCCUUUUAGCUUCUCUAGUAUGGGUCCUGUGGACCCCAGUGUAGAAAAUCCUGGUAAGAACACUGAAUGAACAUGUUUGUUAAUCUAAAGCGAUCACUAGGCAUUUUCUUUAGAUUUACUUUGCUAUACUUACCUUGGAAAGAAAUCCUAUUGAUGUUCCAAAAAUUUUGUGGAGUACUUGUGACUUUUUGAGAAAGCGUGAGAAUCAGUUGUCAACUAGCUCUUGAGAGCAUGAGAUACGUUAUUGGUACUUAAUUUUGUGGGAACUUAACUUUUAUAAUCAGGAAAAACAUGAAGUUAAGUACCAAUAAAGUAUGUCAUUAAAUUGUGAGACUCUUGACAAGGUCGUGAGAAAAUAUGAGUCUUGUCAUAUAUUUCCAUUCAAAGUCAUGUUGAGCAUUGGUAAGUCUGGUUUUACCACCAUAAAUUUAGAAUUUAAAACUUUCAAUGUUUUGAAAACUAGGAUGCCCUUUAUAACAGCUAGUAUGGAGCACUCCAAACAAUGCAAUUCCUUUUUUAUGGCAAAAAAAAUAAAUUGACUUUUAUCCAAAAAAAAAAAUACUAGCCCUGAUCCUAAACCCGCUAGCAAUACUGCAAAUUAGGGCAGCUAAACCUUAAGUUAGUUCUUGAAAGCUACAUGUAUGAAAUCAAUGCAGUUGGACCUCUCCUCAAUAGCAACCGUGGGGACAAAAGAAAGUGGCAACUGUAGAGAGAUGCCCAUUUUAUAGAGGUUCAAACGAGUCCAUGUAUGGACUAUCCGCCAAAAAAGUGACUGUUGUGGGGAGGUGGUCAUUGAGGAGAAAUGGCCAUUUGAGGAGGUUUGACUGCAUGCUGAAUAUCAAACAUAUUAUUUGCUUGUUGUCAGUUUUGAAGAUGGACAUAUUAAUCUAGUAAUAUUAACAAAACAGCGAAGAACAAAGCAACUUGAGUAUUACUGAUAUUUACAACCGUCAAGCCUUCUUCUUCGAGGCAUUAAUCUAGGUUCUCUAAUUUAAUAUUUCCAUCUUUCUUAGACCCUUCUUAUGGAAAAUAAUGUAUGUUAAGGAUAACUAAUACUUAUAUUCUUCUUAUAUGUCAUCUUUGUUUUCUUAAUAAAAUAUUAUUUAUUAAGAUAAAAAUAGAGGUUAAGCGCAAUAUAUAUAUUUUUUUGUUUAGGAAUUUUUAGAAGCAAUUCUCUGUUUACUGGAGCAAACUGCCGUAAAGCUGUGAAUGAGGGUCGUGCUGAUUUCACACCCAUAUUUUUGAGUGAGAUUCCACUUUUAUUUCAUCGGAAAAUAAUUGAUCUAGAUGUGGCCCUGAUACAAGUCAGUCCUCCUGACAAACAUGGAUUUUGCACCCUUGGACCAAGUGUCGACUGUACACGAGCUGCCAUACAGAAUGCUAAGUACAUUAUAGGUAAGAUGGUCUUGAAAUCAGAACGCAAGUAGCUUUGUGUUUCAAGUCUAUAGAUUGGUCACAUGGUUUUACUGGCUGUUCUUCCAUGUGUUGUGAUUUGUCGGUCAAGGAUGGUCACCAAGUUUUAAAAGGCACCAUAGAUCUUGAUUGCUCAUGGUGGAUGAAGACCUGGCGGAGUACAAAUUACCCUUCGGGAAUCCCCACAGACCUUUUUUCUUUCCUCCCUGGAUUGGGAUGAGAGGUGAUUUAUUUCAAAUUGCUUUAAUUUGUCCACAUUAACCCCUGCACCGAUGGGCAAUAAGUAUGAUGUGUUAUACUUAUACAUUGUACAUAUACAGGAUUAUGCAAUAAAAAUCAUGAUUUCAAAUCAUUAUCAUAUAACUGACAAGGAUGCAAUACACAUUUAUGUAUUAUCUACAUUUAAAGGUCUUAUUGAUUUGCUAAUCCUUUGAACUUGCAUGACUCUACCUCCAAAAUAUCAUGGGUCUCUGUAUUCCUGUAUGGAACCCAUCAAUGUUCUCAAAAUUUGAGGAAAAUAACUAUUGUACAAUAGCUGGCAGCGGUAGCAGGUUCUUCACUAGUGACAAUUUGUGGGGUGGUAAUUAAAUUUCCACAGUUAAGAAACGUGUUUGUUUUGUAGGUGGCUUUUUAGUAUUGUUGAUUCAUUAUUCUUGGUUAAUUAGGACUUGUAAACCCCCGCUGUCCACGCACACAUGGCCCAGGAGGAAUUCAUCAGUCUCAUCUUGAUGUGCUUUGUGUACAAGAGUUUAAACUUCCAGAACUUAAAGUUAAACCAGAGUCACCAGAGGAGGCUAAAAUUGGUCAAUUUAUUGCUGAGAAUCUUGUGGAUGAUGGUGCUACUCUCCAAAUGGGUCAGUUUACAUAUUAUUAUUAUUAUUAAUUUUUUAUGCCAUACAAAGGUAAGGCAAAGUCACCAUCUAAUCAUAAUCUGUACAAUAUCUAACAAUGCAUUUGAAAUACACAGAAUUGUUUUAGCUCAUUGUUGUCCACGAAAAUGUAAAACUCGGAGACAGUUCCUCUGAAUAAUGAGAGGCUCUCACUUGUUAACACAAAAUGUGCCGAGAAAUACUGCGGCAAGAAAAAAUAAGCAAUGACUUCAUUUUGUUACUCUCACUGACUGGCAACUCCUAUGUAAUUCUAACUGAUCGUAAAAAUUUUUCAUCUCCUUAAUACCCGUUCCUGACUUUUUAUACCAUUCUAUGGCACAACCACGAAAUUAUGACCAAAUCUUUAAAGGGCUUACAGUUACCCACGUGACCCUUAACGUGGCGUAUCGUAGGCUUGAUAGCUUAGGUCCAACAACCUUAACAGAAAUAGCUGAGUGCUGGGAGACAUACCGUCCUGUAAGCAAGUGUGCACGGUACGUACACUGUACAGGGUGCAAAGAAAGUCAUUUUACAGCCUGCCAUUCGGGCAAGCUGUAGCUAGCAUGUACUAGCCCACAAGUCAUUUCAACUAGCCCCAAAACCCUUUUUGAUUAGCAGGAUUGAUUACAAUCCUUCUGUAAUUUGAAUUUCCCCAAAGAACAGCAAUUGCCCGUCGGGCAAGGUAAGAACAAAAAUCACUAGCCCGAUAGCAAAAUCCACUAACCCCGGGCUAUCGGACACGACUUCCUUUGCACGCUGCUGUACCAGAAAAAUGUUGAAGACAAGUUUCAAAAAAAAGGAAAACUAAAAUGAGUAAAGAAAAUUUUGAAAACAGUGCAGUUGCCCACGUAACUCUGCUGUAACUUUUUUUAAAACAACAUGUAUGUCCCUUGUUUUCCCCGAUUUUGCCUUAUGUAAAAUUCGUAACUGCUGCUUGCCGAUCCUAAGACCGAGAGGUAUGAUUACCUCACCAUAAAUUUAAUCAAGUCACCCGCGUUAAAACGAUGUGAGAGACGGGGUGGGAUUAAUCUGGAAAACUGUGGGCACGCACCUCUGGUAAUUUUUGGUUACACCCCUGACUUCGUGAAUGUUGACAUACAACUCACAAGCUUAUACCAGGAUCGGCAACUGACCGUUAAACUCUUCUUCUGAUUCUUAUUUUCCUUCACCUGUAUUAGGCAUUGGUUCCAUACCCGAUGCGUGUCUGAGCCGUCUAAUGGACCACAAAGACCUUGGAAUUCACUCCGAGAUGUUUAGCGAUGGCGUGGUUCCUUUGGUUGAGAGAGGAGCUGUAACCAAUGCUACAAAGAAAGUGUUGCCCGGACGAUGUGUGGGAAGUUUUGUCAUCGGAACGGAGAAAGUUUUUGAGUUUAUUGAUCAAAACCCUUUUGUUGGUAAGUUGCUGACACUGUAUUCAAUUUAUCUGGUGUGAGUACGUUGUCUUCAAAAUUUGUCUGAACAGGAUUUGACCAUGGUCUCGAAAGCAUCCAAUUCAGGCGUAUUUUUUUUGGGUUGCGGCCGAACAGUGCUUGUUUGUUUGUAAUACCCUGGCUAUCACCUUUGAUUUAUCACUGAGGAAGACAAGUGAAGAGAAGAAUCAACAUCCCUUGGGGUACUUUUUACAACUGAACAAUGCAGUUACGUGAAAACUCCCGGGCAUUCGCCCACCCGAGGAAACACGCUUGCACUGGACUGAUGGUAAACAGUGGUUAAUAAUAAUUCUAAUAAUAUUCUAUUUGCAGAUGGAAAACGAAAAUGAAUUGCACUGUUAGACAAAAUUAUCGUGUCAAGCUAUAGAUAGAUCAACAUGAUCCGAAGUGGAAUUUUACUCCAAAAACAUGGAGAUUUGGAACGCUGUAUAAACUUUAUCACCCAAACUACGAAACCAAAAAGGAAAGUGCAAGCUACGCGUAGAUUCUGUUAACAGCUGGUGGUGGAACCUUAGCAAAACCUCCUUCCAGCGGUCGGGGUUGGGAUGAAAGAGAUAUUCUUGGAGCAAAAAAAAAAAAAAAAAAACAAGAAAAACUAUAAUAAUAAUAAUAUAAAAAUCGAUCUUUAUGUUUUUCAGUUAUGUUGGAUGUUGGGUUUGUGAACUUAGUGUCAAUAAUCAGUCAGAACCCCAAGGUCACGGCAAUAAAUUCAUGCAUUGAAGUGGACCUUACUGGACAAGUUGUCUCGGACUCCAUUGGAACAAGACUCUAUUCAGGUGUGUCUACCCUGUAUCGUAAGGGAAGUUGUGGUUGAAUCGUGCCACCGAGGCCUUCAGUUCCUGACCCUGUUUCAGAGGAGAGACUUUAUCCUAUGACCUUAAUUUAUUUCUUUUCGCAUACAGAAUUAAGUAUCUUUUUUAAAAAAAACUGACAUCUUGGAAUGAGAUUUUUUGGAGGAAACAUUUUUGGUACCGCAAAUGUAUAUCUUUUUUGGGCAACCUUUACACUCUUUUAAAGGCUUCCGGUCCAAAAAGACGUCCUGUUCAAGAUCCUAAAUUUUUAUUACGCCCACCUUGGAACAGAUUCCAAGCUUUAACACCUCCUGUCACAUGAAAGCUCAAUACCCACGGCAAGGAGUUUCAGUUGAAUGGUCACAACAUGUCAUGUGCCUCUGACAAAGAGCUUGCGCUUAAAAAUUUAGCCUUUGAAUCUCAUUACGUAGGUUGCUGUGUUCACGCUAUGGUUUCCACUGAUAAAACUUAAAUUCUGUGUUUCACAACACAAAGCAGGCAUCAAUAGAGUUUCGUUUGAAAUUACUAUCCGAGGCUUCUUAUCACUUCAAUAUCUCAUCAGUUCAUUUUGGCGACCAUACCCUUAUAUAGUUUCUGAACUUUCUUUACUUUUGUUUUUUCUUUUCUUUAUGAUCAGGUGUUGGAGGUCAGGUGGACUUUUUACGAGGUGCUGCACUUGGUUCAGAUGGUCUGGGAAAACCAAUCUUAGCGCUCAAUUCCGUCACCAAAAGAGGAGAGUCGAAGAUUGUACCUUUCUUAAAACAAGGUAUACUAACGCUUGUUGUAGUCUCAGUCUGAACCGAAAUGUGUGGAAAUUUACCGCAGACAAUUGAUACUCGGUUAAAUUUUCUGUACCUCAGUUUUAAGGCAUCACGUUUUUGUUUAUGUGGGGAAGAGUUUUCGCUUUAGCGAGCGUUUAAAUGAGAAAAAAAGUUGAAGCUGUAAACAGCACUCGCGCAUGCUCUUAUUCUCUCGUCUUGGCCGAGUUGGCCCGUGUGGUCGAGCCAAAGUGUUCGGAGAAAAGUUAGCCUGAUAAUGAGUGUGAUCUUACCAGUGAAAAAAGGGUGACGCGGCAAAGAGGGUCACCUUUCUACUAGCCGAGUCAACUUUGUUCUUCUCAAGUAAACGGUUGACCAAGUUUUGUAAGGAAAUGUUGGAAAAGUUGGCUCGCCCGCCCAGGGGAACUUGUGCAGGCGAGUCACCCUUCUACCCGGGCGACAUGUUUUCCCCAAUAGACGGAGCCUAGGUGCUGGACUUGGGAAAGAGGACCGACUUUGAGUUGUACUUUGAAAAUAAACAUGCCGAACUCACACUGUUUUCCAUCAAGUUAGUUAUUUAUUUUUACUUUUAUUUUAAAUAUAUUUUUGGUGCAGCGAGUUAAAAACACUUAUAAUCUUCUUUUGUUAGGUGGUGGUGUAGUAACUACUCGUGCUCAUGUGCAUUACAUCGUGACUGAGUAUGGGAUUGCCUACUUGUUCGGCAAGAACAUUCGUCAACGAGCUCAUGAACUGAUACGAAUCGCCCAUCCUGAUCACAGAGAAGCUUUGGAAGCUGCUGCCUUUGAACGGCUUAAAUGCAUGCCCUCACCUGAUUAA